Messenger RNA from Saimiri boliviensis boliviensis (Bolivian squirrel monkey), 1167 nucleotides. It is a transcript of the gene POLR2G, whose product is annotated as RNA polymerase II subunit G. Gene Ontology annotation, molecular function: single-stranded DNA binding; translation initiation factor binding; single-stranded RNA binding. Gene Ontology annotation, cellular component: RNA polymerase II, core complex; P-body. Gene Ontology annotation, biological process: DNA-templated transcription; nuclear-transcribed mRNA catabolic process; positive regulation of nuclear-transcribed mRNA poly(A) tail shortening. The record is from RefSeq and is a predicted model, not a curated record. Lineage: Eukaryota; Metazoa; Chordata; Mammalia; Primates; Cebidae.
GGCUCCAGUGAGCUAUGAUCCGGCUAGUGCACUCCAGCCUGGACAACAGAGACUGUCUCUCUGCCCAGGGCAGUGAAGUACUUGGGCCUCUAACAAACAUGUGUAGAUAUAUAUUUGCUGAAUCGAUUUGCUGCACUCAGUUAUAGCGCUUGACUUAUGGAUUCGUUCACUAAUUAAUUAAUCUCGUUAUAAGUAUUUACUGAGCAGUUGUUACAGGCUGUGCAUUAACAGAGUUGCUUUUUGAGGUCCAGGUUGGGUGGACGAGGGGCGUGGCUUUAGUGGUUCCCGCCCACAACAGCGAGACCCAAUCAGACCCGCGAAGGAGGUGGAGUUCCGCCCUGUUUGUCGCGGCCGGCCCGGAACUCGGGUUGCGGAGGUUAUCUGUGCUUCCGGUGGAUUCCCGGGCUGCCGGAGGUGUGGACUUAGCCUCCCAGAGGCUCUGGGAAGAUGUUCUACCAUAUCUCCCUAGAGCACGAAAUCCUGCUGCACCCGCGCUACUUCGGCCCCAACUUGCUCAACACGGUGAAGCAGAAGCUCUUCACCGAGGUGGAGGGGACCUGCACCGGGAAGUAUGGCUUUGUAAUCGCUGUAACCACCAUUGACAAUAUCGGUGCUGGGGUGAUCCAGCCAGGCCGAGGCUUCGUCCUUUAUCCAGUUAAGUACAAGGCCAUUGUUUUCCGGCCCUUUAAAGGAGAAGUCGUGGAUGCUGUUGUCACUCAGGUCAACAAGGUUGGACUCUUCACAGAAAUUGGGCCUAUGUCUUGCUUCAUCUCUCGACAUUCCAUCCCUUCAGAGAUGGAGUUUGAUCCUAACUCCAACCCACCAUGUUACAAGACAAUGGAUGAGGAUAUUGUGAUUCAGCAGGACGAUGAGAUCCGCUUAAAGAUUGUGGGGACCCGUGUGGACAAGAAUGACAUUUUUGCUAUUGGCUCCCUGAUGGAUGAUUACUUAGGGCUUGUAAGCUGAGCCUGGUGGCCUCCUACCCUUGGUCCUGAUCUAGGAAGUGUGAUUGUCACACUUACUGUGUUGUCCAGAGGUCCAGUCUGGCUGCUGUUGUGGAGGCAAGGAAGGCAACUCAUCCCUGGAAGGUUCUUCUUUUGGCUUAGCUACUGCUUUCUGAUUUUUCAGUACGUGUUCUAUGUAAAAAAGCCCUUGGUUCUCAUGGAA